CCUUCACUUCAGCGAUCCCAACUCUCUCUUUUGCAUUCUUGCUUCGAUCGUCAUCACAGCGGUCCGCCACAGCUCGGUAUCUAAGCCUCUUGUCGAAAAGCCUCGACAACGUGGCAUUAUACCACGAGCUGUUUCUUGUCUUUGCAAGACACGAUUCUCGGCGACUUUGCGCGACGGCAUUGACUCACGAAACUGUUUUACGCGGCUCCCUCCAACCACCACUUCGAUCUCUCUUUCUCUCCACUGUCUUUCUGUCCCCCGUCCUCUCGGUCGUCGGACAACUCUCGAGGCCUGUUUCCGUUCUUAGUACAAGCCGCGAUGGACGUCGUUCUGGAGGUGGUCGAUACCUUCGUCGGCGACAGGCUCUAUGCCGCUCUCCUGCCCGCUCAUGCUGCGCCAUACGAAUUCACCCACCAGGCCGCCAAUGCCACGGCGCAACCACUCUCGACAUGGCAGUACAAGCCCUCAACACACGCGCUAUACCUCGAGCCCUCCGAGGCGGCGUACAUGAGCGCCUGGCCUAGAGAUAACAUAUUUCGCCAGUCUAUGUCCCUCUUUCUCAUUACUUGGAUAUUUGGAGUCCUCAACUACUUCGUUUUCGCGACCCUCUCGUACAUCUUCAUCUUUGACAAAAAGACCUUCAACCACCCCAAGUUCCUCAAUAACCAGAUCCGCCUCGAGAUGAAGCAGGCCAACAAGGCCAUGCCCGUUAUGGCCGUCUGCACCGCCCUCACCUUUGUCGCCGAGGUACGCGGCUUCUCCAGGCUCUACGACGCCUCCGAGGAUGGUCCAGGGCGCUGGUACGACUGGGCACAGUUCCCGCUCUUCAUUCUCUUCACCGACCUGUGCAUCUACUGGGUUCACCGCUGGCUGCACCUCCCCCUCGUCUACAAGCACCUCCACAAACCGCACCACAAGUGGAUCAUGCCCUCGCCAUAUGCCAGCCACGCCUUCCACCCUCUGGACGGCUUCGCCCAAUCCGUCCCCUACCACGUCUAUCCCAUGUUGUUCCCCUUGAACAAACUGGCCUACGUGGCCCUGUUUGUCUUCAUCAACUUCUGGACCAUCCUCAUCCACGAUGGCGAGUACAUCACCGACAACCCCAUCAUCAACGGCUCCGCGUGCCAUACCGCCCACCACCUGUACUUCAAUUACAACUACGGUCAGUUCACGACGCUCUGGGACCGUCUCGGGGGCAGCUACAGAGAGCCCGACCUCGCCUGGUUCAACAAAAGGACCAAGAUGUCUCAGGAGACGUGGGAGUCCAAUAUGAAGGAGAUGGAGGACAUCCAGAAGAAAGUCGAGGGCAACGACGACCGCCAGUACGUCACCGCCGAAACGAAGAAAAGGAACUGAGCGCGGCGACGGUUGCCAGCGACCUGGUACGGACUUUUUGUGACAAUACCUGCAUCUUGUCACGCCUUUUGAUUGUAACAUAGAUGUAUAUAUAAACCGGUACAUGGCGACGCCGAGCGAAUAGGAGGUCGGUCGUCGAUGGCGAACUGACUGAGAAUGGAUGAUCUGGCGCAUCCUCUCCGCAGCGAAGGAGACUAGAAUGUAAUGUCUAGUAACGUAGCCAGUCUUCCAUGGGUUGUUUUGGUACAGAUUGAAACGAAGUGCGAGACGGGACGAGGUACCUGUUAGAGUAGCGCUCCGAGUUGGUGCUAGGCGAACCACAACAAACUAGAAACCCAGUGACGCUGCCCUUGUCAGACGCUCUACCGAAGACAGGCGGGCCAGGAUGAGAAGUAAAUCGACUUUACUAUUGAAAUCUUGAAUCACACGCGCUCUACGUGGACGAACUACGCCGCAAAAACGGCACCAUUGGUGAUGUGGAGCAUCCUGCUCCAUCUCUCCACCUCCAGAUUCACACAAGCAGACCCUUACACAUAAGAAAGCAACGCUUUAACGCCCGGUUUCUCCCAGGAACCCGCAGGAUAUCAGCAAUAAUGACAAAAUAAGGAAAGUAGUCGGUGUCGGUAUUGACAUGUCGGAGUUCGGUCGCUGUAGCCCGGUGUGGUGCAGCCACCGAGGGAUAGAGUAUGGUAGUAUAGUUUGGCGUCGUUUUUCUCAGCCAGGGGGAGGCAGAUCUAUCAUCCCCCAGGUCCUUUCCUGACCCUUGCCCUAAACGUCAAGAUGGGUGCAUCGAGGCAGCUGAUACGUGCGGCGCGCGAUGCGUUCCUUCCGACCCAUCCGGGCGGUCCCCUUCGCAACGGCUCUCCCAGCCUU
Colletotrichum destructivum is the source of this 2229-nucleotide messenger RNA. RefSeq names its product Putative fatty acid hydroxylase. Bases 319 to 1356 code for a protein of 345 amino acids. Gene Ontology annotation, cellular component: membrane. Gene Ontology annotation, molecular function: C-5 sterol desaturase activity; iron ion binding. The record is from RefSeq and is a predicted model, not a curated record. The transcript has 3 exons. NCBI's taxonomy places the organism in Eukaryota, Fungi, Ascomycota, Sordariomycetes, Glomerellales, Glomerellaceae. Gene Ontology annotation, biological process: sterol biosynthetic process.